Messenger RNA from Colletotrichum spaethianum, 2493 nucleotides. RefSeq names its product DNA repair protein rhp54. Lineage: Eukaryota; Fungi; Ascomycota; Sordariomycetes; Glomerellales; Glomerellaceae. Gene Ontology annotation, biological process: reciprocal meiotic recombination; double-strand break repair via synthesis-dependent strand annealing. Gene Ontology annotation, molecular function: ATP-dependent chromatin remodeler activity; hydrolase activity, acting on acid anhydrides; ATP binding. The record is from RefSeq and is a predicted model, not a curated record. Bases 1 to 2493 code for a protein of 830 amino acids. Gene Ontology annotation, cellular component: nucleus. The transcript has 2 exons.
AUGCCAUGUGACACCGUGUUUGAGUGGCGACGCGGGUCGAGUCGCGCUUUCCCAAUUCCCCAAAUCAACAACUUGGACUGGGAAUCGACUGUCGACGUCGCCACCACCCCGAUCGCCAACAAGGAGAACAUCCCCGUGAAGCGAUACUCGACCCCUCAGUCUGUUGAUAAGCUGCACAAGCCCUUCAAGUGUCCCGGAUCAGCACUGAGAACCAUCUCAACCGACAGACCGGCCCGGAAGAAAAGAAGGGUGGAUUACAGGGGCGCCGAUGGAGAGAACGAGGCGGACAAGCCUUACACCAACGCCGAUCGACUUGCUCUUGCCAACCGCGAUGCGAACAAGUUCCCGGUAUUUCAGGCGAAAGACAAGUCAACGGUGUUCCGCAAGGCGUUUUCGGUACCGCUGAUCAACAAAAACACGGGAGCCUAUAACCCCAAUCGACCCCCUCCCACUCUUGGCCUUCGUACCGGUGCUACCUUCAUCGCGAAGCCAUUGCAUGAUCCCAGUGGCGAGUUCUCGAUUGUGCUCUACGAUCCGACCGUAGAUGACAAACCGAAGGAACCCGAGAAGAAGGAAGACAAGAAGGAUACUGAGGGCGAAACCAAGAUUGACGCGCCUCUCGUCCACAAGAGUCUGGCUGAGAUUCUGGGAAUCAAGAAGAAAGUUGAAGGAGAACACCCCCGAGUCCCCGUUGUAAUCGACCCGAGACUGGCCAAGGUUCUCAGACCACAUCAAGUCGAGGGUGUCAAGUUCAUGUACAGAUGCGUUACUGGCAUGAUCGAGGAGAAGGCCAAUGGCUGCAUCAUGGCCGACGAGAUGGGUCUUGGCAAGACGCUCCAAUGCAUCACCCUGCUUUGGACCCUGCUAAAGCAGUCACCGGAAGCUGGAAAGAGCACCAUUCAAAAGGCCAUCGUCGCCUGUCCUUCCAGUUUAGUCCGCAACUGGGCCAACGAGUUGGUCAAAUGGCUAGGCGCCGAUGCCAUCACGCCCUUUGCGAUCGACGGAAAGGCAUCAAAGGAGGAGUUGACGCGCCAGCUGAGACAAUGGGCUAUUGCUAGUGGCAGAUCAGUCACUCGUCCAGUCAUCAUCGUGUCUUACGAAACACUCCGUCUCAAUGUUGAAGAGCUGAAGCACACCAAGAUUGGUUUGAUGCUUUGCGACGAAGGCCAUCGUCUCAAGAACGGAGACAGCCAAACAUUCAGUGCGCUCAACAACCUCAAUGUCACACGGCGAGUCAUCCUGUCCGGAACGCCCAUCCAGAAUGAUUUGUCCGAGUACUUCUCCUUGAUCAGCUUCGCCAACCCGGAUCUGCUCGGCACCCGCCUGGAGUUCCGUAAGCGAUUCGAGCUUCCUAUUCUACGUGGACGCGACGCCGAUGCCUCCGAGGCCGACAGGAAGAGGGGCGACGAGUGCUUGUCCGAACUGUUGGGCAUUGUCAAUAAGUUCAUCAUUCGCCGCACCAACGACAUCUUGUCCAAGUAUCUGCCCGUCAAGUAUGAGCAUGUCGUCUUCUGCAACCUGGCACCAUUCCAGCUCGAUCUAUACAACUACUUCAUCACCAGUCCGGAAAUUCAGGCUCUUCUUCGUGGCAAGGGCAGUCAACCCCUCAAGGCCAUCAACAUCCUCAAGAAGCUCUGCAACCACCCGGAUUUACUCAACAUUGCAGAUGACUUGCCCGGUUCAGAAAAUUGCUACCCUGAAGACUACGUUCCCAAGGAAUCGCGUGGCCGAGAUCGGGAUAUCAAGCCUUGGUAUUCGGGCAAGAUGCAAGUCCUAGACCGCAUGCUCGCACGCAUCCGUCAAGACACGAACGACAAGAUUGUGCUCAUCAGCAACUACACACAGACCCUUGACUUGUUUGAGAAGCUGUGUCGUUCCCGAGCGUACGGCUGCCUGCGUCUCGACGGCACCAUGAACGUCAACAAGCGCCAGAAGCUGGUCGAUAAGUUCAACAACCCUGACGGAGAGGAGUUCGUCUUCCUCCUCAGUUCCAAGGCUGGUGGUUGCGGCCUCAACCUCAUCGGCGCCAACCGUUUGGUCCUGUUCGAUCCCGACUGGAACCCUGCCGCUGAUCAACAGGCUCUCGCUCGUGUCUGGCGUGAUGGCCAGAAGAAGGACUGUUUCGUCUACCGCUUCAUCGCCACCGGAACGAUCGAGGAGAAGAUCUUUCAGCGCCAGUCCCACAAGCAGUCGCUUUCCAGUUGCGUCGUCGACUCCGCCGAGGACGUCGAGCGCCAUUUCUCUCUCGACAGCUUGCGCGAGCUGUUCCAGUACCGCCCCGGUACAAACUCGGACACGCACGACACGUUCAAGUGUAAGCGGUGCAAGCCCGAUGGAAGGCAGUAUAUCAAAUCGCCCGCCAUGCUGUACGGCGACACGAGCACGUGGAACCAUUUCGUCAAUGAGGGGUUGAAGCCGAUCCAGGACCUGCUGCUAAGGCAGGAGUGCGGGGAGCCGGAGGUGUCGGCGGUGUUCCAGUACAUUUCGCACUAG